AUGGGUUUUGGUGGUGGUAGUGGUGGUGGUUUUGUUGGUGGUUUUAGUAGUGGUAGUGGUGGUGGUUAUGGUGGUGGUUUUGGUGUGGAUGGUGGCGCUGGUGGAGGUUUUAUCUCAAGUAGCAGCAUCAGUGGUGUCCCGUUUAUGUUAAAUGAAAAGCAGCAGAUGCAGAGUCUGAACGACAGACUGGCCACCUAUCUCGAUAAGGUGCGCACACUUGAAGCAACCAACAAGGACCUGGAGAACAAGCUCAAGGAUUUCCGCACAAGCAAAGUGGUGAGCAGGGAUUUCACCUUGUACCAGGAGCAGCUGAAGCCCCUCCGUGACCAGAUAAUUGCUGCCAUCAUUGAGAAUUCUCGCCUGGCCCUGAAGAUUGGUAAUGCUCAGCUGGCUGCUGAUGACUUCAGAAAAAAAUAUGAGACCGAGUACAUCAUUCGCCAGACAGUGGAGGCUGACAUCCUCAAUCUGAAGAGUCUGAAGGAAGAAUACGAUUCCCACCAAACCAGCAACAAUCAGGAAGUUGAAGCCCUGAAAAAAGAGAUUGAAGAAAUGACGAAACAGCAUGGACAGAGUGUGAGUAUCCUGAAACAGGAGAUGUCCGGCACCGUGAGUGUGGACGUCACCACCACUGAAAGCCCAGAUCUGAAACAGAUUUUGGAUGACUUACGUGCAGAGUAUGAAGACAUCGUUCGUAGAAACAAGGAGGAUCUUGAGAUGUGGUUCAACAAGCAGGUGGAAACUAAGCAAGCAGCAGCCAUCCAGGAAACAGAUGUCAGUGAAAUCUCAAAGAUAGAAGUGACGGAGCUUUGCCAUCAGAACCAGAGCCUACAGACAGAGAUGGACACCUUGCUGGUCUCUAAAGGCACCUUGGAGGAUAACCUGGCAGCAGUGAAUGGCCGCUAUCAGAUGGAACUUCACCGUUACGCUGCCUUGGUGGGCACCAUGGAGGGGGAGUUGAUGAGCAUCCGGAACAGCAUAACCUCCCAGUCUGAGGACUACAGGAACCUUCUGAACAUCAAAGAGAAACUGGAGAAGGAGAUCGCCAUGUACAAGCUGCUGCUGGAAGGAGUGGAGCUGGGCGCUGGGGGAGCCUCGUCUGCCAUGUGA
Messenger RNA from Erpetoichthys calabaricus (reedfish), 1107 nucleotides. RefSeq names its product keratin, type 1 cytoskeletal 11-like. Lineage: Eukaryota; Metazoa; Chordata; Cladistia; Polypteriformes; Polypteridae. The coding region runs from base 1 to 1107 and encodes 368 amino acids. The record is from RefSeq and is a predicted model, not a curated record. The transcript has 6 exons. Gene Ontology annotation, molecular function: structural molecule activity.